This is a messenger RNA of Echinostoma caproni, 903 nucleotides long. The record is from the annotation of a GenBank genome assembly. Lineage: Eukaryota; Metazoa; Platyhelminthes; Trematoda; Plagiorchiida; Echinostomatidae.
AUGGUUCAUUUAAAAGAUGGCCGGAAUCCUUUUUCAUGGUUUCCACCGGACAACUUUGAUAUCAUUUCCCGCAAGAUGGACUUGGCCAAUCCAGAUAACUGUGUCACUAUGUCUGAAAGUGAUUUGAGACUUCCCCCAACUUCACUGAGCCAACUACCACGCUACAAUCAAAUUCUUUUACAACAAUGGUUUUCUAACCGAUCGAAGCUAUUACAUCUUCAUAAUCUUGCGCUGAACAGAGCUUUCUUCUACAGCUACAUACAACAACGUCUUGAUGGUCCGGUCAUCGACCCGCCAUUUUUACCGUCUUUCCUAUACUACUAUUUGUCUGCUGCCGCUGAUGUAUCUUCCGGACCGAACGUAAUGAACGCGAGUGCUGUGCUGAUGGAUACCAAUACUACAUAUGCUAACUGGUACGGACUGAAAGUUAUCAAUCGUACUUUGCCAUUGUUCGGUCCAACGGCCCGGAGGUUGGAUAACUGGAACGAUGAGAACAAUUUUCUUCGUAUCCCAACGAACAAAACAAUAAAGAUUUAUGAUAUGGGAGCUGGUCCAAACAGCAAUUACACUGCACCUUGGUAUAAAAACAAUCCGUAUAUUCGUGAUCGAGAAAUGGGUAUUGAUUUUAUUCCGGACCAUCGGGGUACCGCUCCAAGCAAAAACCAAUACACCACGAAAAUUCAGCUGGCCACAAUUACAGGCGAGCCAAUUUCAGAACUAGAAACGCUAAAGUUCUACGGUCCCAAUGCGCCGGGGGUCAAAGAAACAUUUCUUCCUGUGCGAUUCACUCGACCUUACUUCGAUUGUGGAGCAAGCAAUCGAUGGAUAGUGAGUUCUGUGGCCGCCCUAACCGAUUAUAUGCCGCGAUAUUCGAAUAUCACGCGUUUGCGUGGCCCACGGUGA